AAAUGAAAAAAAAAAAAUAAAGUGCACUUAAUAGGAAACACUAAACGUCCUUUUCAAUUCCAAUUAACUUAAAGUCCUUUAAAUAAAAAAAAACAAGCAUCAUUUUUUAUACCUUAACUUGUUCAUCACGAAUACAAUGAAACCGAUAAUUAUUUGCUUUGUUUUCGAUUAAUCUUUAUAUCAUUAAUUCACUUAAAAUAAAAUUCAAACAUAAACAGGAAAACAGCACAGAAAAUAAUAUAAAAAAUGAAUUGCAGUUGUAUAAAAACAUCAGAGAAAAUAACAUGACAGCUAAAUUCUAUCUCGACAGGCACACUGUUCAUUCGACCAUAAAACAAUCGCGCUGUUCCACUCUUUGUAUACCCACAACUCUAUCAGUAUUGUUUCAUCUUCAUAUGUCCUCAAUGGCAAGGACACCAGCAUAAUAAAUUCACUUCAAAUAACAUUCAUACAUACAUAUACAGGAAAAUAUCAAAGAAAAUAAUAUAACAAAUCAAUUGCAGUUGUAUAAAACAUGGAAGAAAAUAACAUGGCAGAUGAAUUUUAUCUCGACAGGCACACUAAUUCAUUCGAUCAUGAAACGAUCGCGCUGUUUCACUCAUUGUACACGCGCAACUCUAUCUGAAUUGUUUCAUCUGUCCUCAGUGCGGCAAACACUAGCAGUGAUGAUAAGUGCACAAGUUGCAGUUGGACGUGCGCGGAGAAUGAAUUAAAUUCGGCGGCUGAGUCAAGUCUACAAGUCACCAACGAACUUCACGAUAGACCACGCCUACUUGCCGAGGUAACCAACGUUGAUUGACGGCCCAUUUAGUUUUUUGAGUAGUAGGAAAAAGUGCAGGCAUGUAUAAACUUCAUUUUAAUUUGAAUUCAUUCAAAAAAAGCAUUUUUCUUCUAAUAUAGAUGUUUCCAAAAUAUUCCAUGUGUAAAACAUAAUUUUUAAAACAUUUAUUGCUAUAUUUUUGUAAUGAAAAAAGGAUUUCUUACGCAACAACAAGUAUGAUAUGUGUGGGCAAGAGAACUACCGUUUUAGUCAUAAACCAUAUUUUUCAUGAUUUUAUUGUGAGCCUACUCAAAGGAUUUUCGUUUAUUUUUUAUGAAUUUCUAGACCAUGUUCAACAGCGCCAUCUCGAGCUUGCAAUAAUGCAUGCGAUCGCACGCAUUUUUCUCCAUAGCGAAUACACGCGACGAUAAUCGUGGAUUUCUCGUGGAUUUAACCUCCAAACGUCACUUUCGAUACCACAUGAAGGUUGAAAAUGGCUGAAAAAAGUAAAACAUCCUUCUCUUCAUCAACUCAAGAUGACUCUGUAUCGAGACCAGACGUCCCAAUCCACAAGCCAAGAGAUUCUCUUUUGAGUCAUUCAAGUGGUUUUAACAAUUACAGAGGAUUUCUCAAUCUAUGCAUAGUCUUAUUGGGUAUGUCUACCAGUAGACUGGUUCUUGAGAAUCUGAUCAAAUAUGGCAUUAUUAUGGACCCUAUCAUGUGGGUCAGUAUAUUCCUGCAAGAUCCAUAUAGCUGGCCAAACCUCACUCUCCUUAUAAUUCUAAGUGGCUUCAUAUUAUAUGCUUUUUGGCUUGAAAAACUGAUAUCCAAGAAAGCCAUCAAUGAGAGAACAAUGACAGUAUUGGUGACGCUGAAUGUCAUGACCGUAUUUGUCUUCCCAGUGGUCGUUAUUGUGUAUUAUAAACCAAACCCAGUUGGUUCAUUUGUCAGCCUGGGUACUUACUCCAUUGUGUUUCUAAAGCUCAUCUCUUAUGCUGCUGUCAAUAAAUGGUGUCGAGACGCGCAGUCCAGCGUCAGCAGGAAGACCAAAAAGAAUAUCACCAAUGGUGAUGGUUCCCUUUCAAGGCAUUCACCCAGAAGGCACUCGACCCCACAGCCCAGGAAGAGGGUAUCUAACAGACGUGUUAGUGAAGGAUCAAAUGUGGAUGCAAAUGGGGGACAGACAGAGCAGCUUGUAGAAUAUCCAGAUAACCUAACACUUCACGAUAUGUGUUAUUUCAUGAUGGUGCCCACCCUUUGUUAUGAGCUGAACUUCCCACGGACUAAGAGGAUACGUAAGAGAUUUCUCAUACGCAGAGCCAUAGAAUUGGUAUUCCUUGUUCAACUUUGUUUGUGUCUUGUCCAACAGUGGAUUGUACCUACAGUAUUAAAUGCUUUGGCUCCAUUUACGAGUCUGGAUACGAAAAGGAUGUUAGAAAGAGUAUUGAAGUUAGCAGUCCCAAAUCACAUAUGCUGGUUGAUAUUCUUCUAUUCAUUCUUCCAUUCUUGGCUCAAUGUUCUUGGAGAGGUUACAAAAUUUGCAGACAGAAAUUUCUAUCAGGAUUGGUGGAAUGCAGAAACCAUAGCAUAUUUUUGGAAGAAUUGGAAUAUUCCAGUUCAUAAGUGGUGUUUAAGACACAUUUACAUUCCUCUUCGAUCAAAGGGUAUUGACCAGCAGAAAGCUCAAAUGAUAGUAUUCUUAGUUUCAGCUAUAUUUCAUGAGUAUCUGGUGAGCAUCCCACUGCAGAUGUUCAGAUUAUGGGCAUUCUGGGGUAUGAUGGCACAGCUUCCUCUGGCAAAGUUAACAUCGAAUGUCAAAGGCCAUUGGGGUAACAUCCUAGUGUGGUUAUCUCUAAUCAUCGGCCAGCCUGUAGCUCUUCUCAUGUACUUCCAUGACUAUUACGUCAUGCAUGCUGCCACUAAUUUAAAUAGUACAUCAACUACACCCUGAGAAUAAGAUUAAUGGUGAUUGUUCAUAUGAAGAAAAAAAAAUUACUGCCAGGAAAAUAAAUUAGUUACUGAUUUUUGCUCAUCAAGUAAAAACAAGUUACGAGUAAUUUUGUAAUAUGUACAUUAACAACCUUAUUUUCCAGCACAUCUUCGAUUAAUCAUGUCAAUGUAUUGAUUUGUUGUUCAGCUAUGCAUUAAUUAUUGAGGUUUCCAGAUUAGGUAUUGAAACAAAAUCAGUGAAAUACUAAUUCAAAUUUCAUUUAAAUAUAUAUCAAAGAAGUAUGAGAAAAAUAUUUCAUUUGUUCUAUAUCUUUCCUUCUUGGACAAAUAUUUGCAUAAUACUAAAAGAUUUCCUUGACAAAAAAGAUAUUUUUGUAUCACAUAUUUUCAUAAAUACUAAUAUAGGUGCAUCAUUCAAUUCAAAGGUUGUGUAAAAUCUUCAAUUGUGUGUCAAUGCUGGUGAUACCAGUCAAACAACAAAGGGCUCUUGAUUUAUUGAUGAAAAUCCUACCCAAAAUUUGAUCGAACACCCUUUUAUGUAGUUCAAGUCUAUUGUUGUACGCAUUGCUUGGAAUUGAGAGUUACAUUGUCCAUCUGCAAUUUUGUAAAGACAAAUUUAAUUUGACCAUAAUCUUGCUAUUUUUUUUUCUUAAACUUUCCCAAGUGGUUAAGAUUAAUAUAAAAGUGACUCAUUACAGAUGAUUUAACUCUAUUGUAAUUUGUAUAUUUUGUAAUUAUGACAUGUAUUAUGAUGAAAGAUGAAUUAUAUUAGAUGAACAUAUUUCUUUUCAUCAUAUUGAUCUCAGUUCUAUGUGAUAUAUGCCAUAUGAAAGAAAAUGUGAAACACAUGCACGCAAAAAUAUUUUCUUCAGUACUGUAUAAAAUUUGAUAGAAUUUUAUUUUUACAUAAUAUUUUGUUAUGUCAUUAAUUUGAUAUUUAAGUAGUUUAUUCUGUUGUAUUAAAAAUUUGAUAGAAUGAUAUGUUUACAUUGUAAUUUGUUAUUUAAUUAAUGCGGUAUUUAAUUAAGUGGUUAUGUUUUGAGUUUGGUAUUUAAAUUUGAUAGAAUAUUGUUUUUUACAAAUAAGUAUUAUAACUUGUUAUUUAAUUAAGUAGUUGUGCUCUGUAGUAUGUGAGCUGAUAUACUGUAGCCACGUUGUACAGCGCCAGCUGUAGACAAUUAUACUAACAGGGUGCAACAUUUACCAGGGUGCAAAAAAGGUGAUUAUUUUUCUGCUUCCCAUUGAUAUUACAAUGUUUUGCAAGGAAUAAACCGUCACAAUAUGUUUCCAAGCAUUCCUUAGUUUUCAGUAUAGAUCAAAUGAAUAUUAUUUUGAUCCUAAAUUCACCAUAUAUAUCUGAUUGAUAGGGUGUAGGCAUGGAGACUAGUCAGACUGCCCUAAAUUACAUGGCCCUAUGUCAUGAGCUACAUGACCCUUUACUACUGAUGAAACAUGCUGAAUGAUUCAGUGAUCCGGGGGCCAUUUCAUAAAGCUGGUCAUAUAAAGUUAUGAAUGACUUUACAAACAAAUGUUGAUCCUUUCUUGUUCUAUCCCCAUGUUGUUUGCAAAUAGCUUUAUGAAACACCACCCUUUUUGCACAGAAAUCUUAAUGUACAUUUCUGCCAAUUAUACACGUACCAGUGUUUGAAAUUGCUAAUAUAACCAUUAACUCAAAACCUCAUUGAUAAUAUGGAACAUAGACCUCAUAUAUCCUAAUUGUUGGCAGAAUAGGAUUUCUAAUUGAUAAUUUAUGCAAUUGACAAAGCAUUUUUCCAAAGAAGUUAGCCUAUUAGGAGCAAAGACUGUAAAAAAAGAAAAAAAAUGAGAAUCCAUUUGCAGAGCUGUACUUACGAGUGGUCAUUUGACGUCCAUGUGGCUUCAUAAUGUUAACAUACAGGAUAUGCAGAUAUCUAUCGGUGGUGGUGGUGGUACAGGGUUAAUUCAUAGUUCUCAUGAUCUGUCAUAAAAAGUUGUAGGGGAUCAGUAAUUCUAAAAUAUUUUUAACAUUUUCAGAUAUUUUGAUUUUUUUUCAUCAUCCACCUGAUAUUGAUAAGAUGAGUUUGAUAUUUAUGAGUUAUUGAGUCGCUAGUAACAGUAAGAAAUAUCGAGUUUUUGCUUGUGAUUGGUAAUCGUUCAAUUCAUUUCGGUUUAUUGUAUAAAAUACUUCCUUGUUAAAACAUGUCCGGAGACUGAUACAAACAAAGAUUACAAUGCAAAUAUAAAUUUCAUAGUUACAUAAGUGAAAUGAAAUAGUCAAAUAAUAUAAAGUAACAAUUGAUGUUUGCAUAUUGCACUUACAAGGUAUUUAUAGAUGAGAGCAUGUUACAAAAUAAAUUCCAAAGAUAUUUAUAAAUAAAAGCUAUAAUAUGGUAAUGAUAACUGAAAUACAUGCACUAAAUUCGAUCAACAAAUCUAUAAGUUGUGAAGAAGGAUGAGAUUGGGAUAUGAAAUUAAAUCGCACAGUGGAAGGUUCACAUUGAGAAGUAAAUAUGAAAUUAUGUUUUUAAAAUAUAAUUUUAAGGCUAAUGUAAGACAUCGUGACCUUAUUCUUAACCCCAAACUCUUAUUACAAUCCUAACUCUAACCCUUUGCCCUCUGAGAUAUAAAGAGCAGAGAAAUUGUCACAGGAACACAUGUUGUGUCACCUUUGCUUUCCUCAUUUCCAUCCAUAUCAGUAGUAGAGUUAUAGUUUAAUUCUUUAUUGUCUUGUUCGUCUUGUGCUCCUCUCAUUCUUAUCUUCAUCUACUUUGUGUAAGAUAUUUUCGUUAUCACUAUGAUUAUGACAGAAAAUAAU
Messenger RNA from Lytechinus variegatus (green sea urchin), 5504 nucleotides. RefSeq names its product diacylglycerol O-acyltransferase 1-like (gene dgat1). The coding region runs from base 1254 to 2711 and encodes 485 amino acids. The transcript has 18 exons. The record is from RefSeq and is a predicted model, not a curated record. Gene Ontology annotation, biological process: triglyceride biosynthetic process. Gene Ontology annotation, molecular function: diacylglycerol O-acyltransferase activity. Lineage: Eukaryota; Metazoa; Echinodermata; Echinoidea; Temnopleuroida; Toxopneustidae. Gene Ontology annotation, cellular component: endoplasmic reticulum membrane.